Molecule: messenger RNA, 233 nt
Organism: Amoebophrya sp. A25
Lineage: Eukaryota; Dinophyceae; Syndiniales; Amoebophryaceae
Source: the annotation of a GenBank genome assembly
CUAGCAGAAGCUCGUCUUGCGACUGCUCUCUCGACGUGCCAGUGCGUGCACUUGGGCAGCUCGCUUUCGGUGCGCGGCGGUGCCAAGGUGGGCAAGGCCUUGUCCGUGCUCGACUUCCUCAACUUGGGCUCCUCGAUGUCGGUCCGCGCCUUCGCGCGUCUCGGCAGCAGCGUAAGCGCGAUUGGCGUGAUGGAAUUUGGAUCACUCUACCGGAUGAGCGUGCAUGACCACAC